GGAAACUCGCUCGCCGCUCCUCCGCCCGUGCCGGGCGCUUGGCAACCGGGGCGCCGCGCAUGUGGGACCGCCGGGGGCCGCCGCCCCCCCGCCGGGCCCCGCGUCCCCCUCCCCGCCCCGGACAAGGCGUUUAACGUGCCCAGGAGUGAAGUAUGGCAUGCAAAGAUGGUUUCUGCCAAGGAGCCAGCCAUCGCCAUGUCCUCGGGUCUCUCCAUCGCCCUCCUGCACUGCCUGUGCCUGGCGACCUGUCUCACCGGGCCGCCAGGGCAGACCAAAAAAGAGGAGAAAUUGUGGCCGGAGAAUUUUACCAACAUCCUGAACAGCCUCCUGGAUGGCUAUGACAACCGGCUGCGACCGGGAUUCGGGGGUCCUGUUACUGAAGUCAAAACAGAUAUAUAUGUCACCAGUUUUGGACCUGUUUCUGAUGUAGAAAUGGAAUAUACAAUGGAUGUCUUCUUUCGUCAGACAUGGGUAGAUAAAAGAUUAAAAUAUGAUGGCCCUAUUGAAAUUUUAAGACUUAACAACUUGAUGGUUUCGAAGGUAUGGACUCCUGAUACUUUCUUCAGGAAUGGGAAAAAGUCUGUUGCACAUAAUAUGACAGCCCCAAAUAAACUCUUCAGAAUAAUGAGAAAUGGCACCAUCCUGUACACAAUGAGGCUUACAAUAAGUGCAGAGUGUCCCAUGAGAUUAGUGGAUUUUCCCAUGGAUGGUCAUGCUUGUCCUCUCAAAUUUGGGAGUUAUGCUUAUCCAAAGAGUGAAAUGAUUUAUACCUGGACAAAAGGACCUGAGAAGUCAGUGGAAGUUCCUGAGGAGUCUUCCAGUUUAGUUCAGUAUGACCUGCUUGGGCAUACGGUAUCCUCCGAAACUAUAAAAUCUAUUACAGGUGAAUAUAUUGUUAUGACAGUUUAUUUCCAUCUCAGACGGAAAAUGGGUUAUUUUAUGAUUCAGACCUACAUCCCAUGCAUUAUGACCGUGAUCCUCUCUCAAGUUUCAUUUUGGAUAAAUAAGGAAUCAGUACCUGCCAGAACUGUAUUUGGAAUAACCACAGUGUUGACAAUGACGACGCUGAGCAUCAGUGCAAGACAUUCACUGCCAAAAGUAUCCUAUGCUACUGCCAUGGACUGGUUCAUAGCAGUUUGCUUUGCCUUUGUGUUCUCUGCUCUGAUUGAGUUUGCUGCUGUCAACUAUUUCACUAACAUUCAAAUGGAAAGAGCCAAAAGGAAGACGGUCAAGUCCCUUCUUGAAUUUCCAGUUGCUCCGGUACAAAGGAAAAGAAGUACAGAAGAGACAUUCACGAGUACAGAUGCCAAUUCAAAUGUGAGGAAAAGAACAAAUGCCACAGUACAGUCUGAAGCUGAUGGUGGGAGCCGAAUUGACACAAGGCACAGCUCUGUCCAGCCUCCCUCUGUAGCUCAGGGGUCUUCUGACAUUACCCCCCACUCCCUUUCUGCAUCGAGUCCCAACCCUUUCACACGAAUCAACGCAUCGGAGACAUUAUCCUCUGCAAGAGCUACCCCUCCAGCUCCUCCUUCUACCCCAAUUUUAACUGGAUUUGUAUCCCAGCAUGCCACAGCUGGAUCCCCUUCCAUUCAGCACUUGCUUGGAUCUAGACUGGAGCAGAUUCAGACCACCACACCUAAUACAUUAGGAGCAUCUGCAAAGCCAUCUGCUGUCACACCACCUCCUCCCCCCGCCUCCCACUCUGGCACGAGUAAGAUAGACAAAUAUGCACGCAUUUUAUUUCCUGUUACCUUUGGAGCAUUUAACAUGGUCUACUGGGUGGUGUAUCUAUCCAAGGAUACCAUGGAAAAAUCAGAAAGUCUAAUGUAGUUUUGCUGCUAUGUAGUAGUUCCUAAAUUAUACUCACAUUUGAUGCAGAGUUUCUUCUUUUGAAACUAUUUAAAAAGGUCAGUAAUUCUUAUUUAUAAAAGCUGUGUGGUACUUUCCCGUUCUAAAGGCUGGAGUUAUUGGGGAUAAUUUGUUAACUCUUAACAGAGUAAUGGGUAACAGUAAUGGUUCUUCCUCCCUUCAGCCAGCAAUGAACCAACACUUGCUUGAUUUAAGCUACUCUGGUUGCACAGAACUUGCAAUUGGGAGGAACAUGCACCUGAAAGAAAUCAGAGGCAGAGGUGCACAGCUGUGCAGUGGAACACAUCUGACUGCUAGGAAUAUGCAUGUUGGCCAUCACAAAUGCCUGGGGCACCCAGCACUGCUGUCUGGACACAGCAUUGCAUUCUCUGAGUGUGAGGUCUAUGUCCUGUAUAUUUUGACAGUGCUUGCUAGAAAAGGACUUUCCCUGCUAGAUUAAAAUUGACAGAAUAGGGGGGAAGAAAAUCAAUAAAGGGAAGAGAGUCCAGCCUGGGAGAGUGCAACUCCAGGAAAGUUAUGCAAAGGAGUUGUAGAGCUCCAUAUAUUUUUACUAAGCAUUAUUUUGCAUUGUAACCUGGGAAAUUCUCACACCAAACUAAGAAUGAGUGAACCUUGUAAAAUCUGAAAUCUGAUGUAAUUCUCAAAAUUGGAUUUUCUUGUUUGGUAAGGUGAUCUUAAGUGGGCGAUUCUUCUUUGACCUUGCUGACCAGCUUGAGUGGAUUUAUUCCUAAAUUACAUCAAUUAUAGUAGAUGAGGACCAGACCACAAUGUUCAACUUUUCAUUUAAAUUCUUUGCUUUUUCUUUGGAUGCUUUGGGUUUUGGUUUGUUUUUUGUUUUUUCCCCCCCAUACUUUUCAGUUACACUCCUGAUUUCCUUUAAACACAUAUUCCAUUCCCCCCUCCACCUCCUUAUGUAAUGUUUGUGUCAAGUUAAAUUUUCAACACAGUUUUAAAAGUGGCUUGAAAAUUAAGCAAAAAAAGCCCCAUUUCCUGUGUACAGAUGAGUGUGGCAUGUCACUGAGUGAAUGAAAGACACUCUUUUUGAGAAGGACUGCUGUGGUAUAAAUAAGGAAGUAAACUUUCUAGGUGGAUCCCAGGCUAAAAAUGUUAAUUUACUAUCCAUUUGUUCACUUUAAACUGUGGCAUAGAUAGGUGCUUUUCUUACCGAAUUGCAAUAUGCAAGCAGGCAACAUUAUUAAAGAGUUGAAUAGUUAAACCUGAUAGAAAUCCUAAUCAUAAACAUUAUUUUCACUAGAACAGAUAGGAAACAAAUUGCCAAUAAAUAAAAGAAAUGUUUGUACAGAACUGUCUGGCUUGGCAAAUGGUUAGUGUUUCUGCGCAGGUGACAAGUGAGAAUCAAGAGCCAAAUUCUCAGCUAUGCUCUGGCUGUGCCUUUAAAGGGUCUGGAGUAAUCCUUAGCUUCAGCUGACUGGAUAGGAGAUUGGUAGCCUAUUGUCAAAGUCUUGUGCUGCAGGGCACAUCGGGUGAGUGUUCAGUGGUUCUGUGCCCAGAGAAUGACCAAGGGACUUCUGGAGACCACAAGCUGCUGGCAACAAAAGGGAGACUGCCCUAGACAAGAGUCAGGGUAAAAAGCCCCAUAAUGGUGAAACCAUGACUGUGCCUCUGUGUCUCCAAGCCUUUUAGCCAGCUCAUGGCUGAGAAUCUGACCUUUAACUUGUGGAACCUGGGAAAUACCUGGCAAGAGAUACUGCAGUGUGCAGUAUGGAUCCCAGAUGGUUCUUUCAUGUGUAAUAAUGAACUGUAGAUGAUAGAAUGCAGUGGAAAUGUCUUAUGUAACUUUAUUAUAAUGGAGUGAUAUAAUCAGUUGCCUAAGUCUUUCUUUUACUUAAGGGAUGCUCUCAAAGGGCCAGGUAUGGUUCUUUCCUUUUUCAUCUUCUACAUCUGGAAGAUGGUUGAGACUACAGCAUUCAUUAGGAAAACAUUGUGUGGCAUAAUGGAGAACUGGAAAUGGAGCACCCGUGCAUGAUGUCCAACUGCAGUAGUUUGUAUCUUUGGAUGCACUGCUAGUUGCUGUAGCUGUUUCCUCUCUAAUUAGGUCACAUUGUUACAAAUUGUUGGAAUAGAAGAUGGUAUGCAAGGGAUUUUUUAUUUGGUUAAACCAGAAUAAACAAUGCGAAACCUCUGGCAAUUACUGCUUAUAAUUGCGCAGGUGAUAAAGUACGUCUAGCAUGAAAAAUGGUGACCCGCUGUGUGGAGAACUUAGUAUUUGCACCAGAGGUUAAUGAAAUUACUCUUUGCUUUUUUUUCUGUGAUGAAAACCAAGGAUGUUCUCUCACAGGCAGAACUUUAAACAAUUCAUUAGAAGCAGUUGUCUGUUCUUUCCACCCAUCCCUGUAUAGUGAUUUUAUAAUCAGCUUUCUCUAGUCCAUUGUUCAUUGGGAUCAACACUAGUUCAAGCUAAGAUUGAUCUAAAUGUGCUGCUUCAAUUCACGUGUAGUUUCUGUUUAAAGACUUAAAAGGAGGAAAAAGGACUGAAAAAAUAAUAAACUACAAGUAUUUAUUUCUAUGCUUCCAUUUUGGGAGAAAUUUUUAAUGAUACCACAGAAAAAGUUACCUACUUUAAAUAUCCAGUGUAUUUCUGAAGUACCAAAAGCUCCAAAACUUCCAUGCCUAAAUUCAAAAUGAAGUACAUUAAAAAAAAUCAUGAUGAGUCUAGGACUAAUUUAUUGAACUUUACUACAUUUUUAUGUUGCAGCAUAUGAAGAAAUUGCGAUAAUUACCUUUUCAAAUUACAUGUGGACAAUGUAAAUAGGAAUUUAUUGUUAACAGUUGUUCUUCAUUAUUUUUAAUCUCCCUGGAUGAUCAGAGACAGUAAAACAAAAAAGAGCACUGCAAUAUACCAGUGAUAUACCAUAACUUGAAAGCACAAAAGGAGAUAUGUGCUUAAUAUAGCAGCCCAAAUCUGCUAACUAAAAUCCUAAUGGAGAACAUUGCAGGUGUCAUUUCAGUGACCGAACAGCUUAUUACAGAUGAGGUUCAGUGAGAUGAACUCUACAGGAGCUAUAUUUUUAGGUUUUUGUUCUUUUUUUUUCUAUUGGCUUUGUUGAACAAUCUUUUUUUGACAGUAUCAUAGUGGUUUAAAACUAACCAAACACUUCAGAUAAGUUCACAUCUAUCAACCAGGAAAGAAAACUGGAGAGAAAGACAAAAAUCUUUACAAGGAAACAGAGGUAGUUCUCCGCUUAUAUUUCCUCAGAGACAUUGUUACCAGCAACAAAACUCCCACAGAUUGCGGUGAUGCAGCCCUGACCACUAAUGCAGCCACUUGAGAAAAACAGUUAAAAACUUGGUUCAGGAAGAUCACCUUCACAGGAACUGACCUGUGGCUUGUAGUCAAUUUUGAGCCUACUGUUAACAGGUUUCACUGCAACUGAAAAUAAUGAAGAUGAGAAGGGUUGCCAGCUUAGCCCCCAGCCCUUCAAGGUGACCUGAACUCUUGGAGCUCACCAGCAGUACUGGAAUCUGUUUUUCCUCCUAUUAAAAUGGACUUGUGUCCAUCAAAUGGAUGUUGGUAGCGCAUUUCUUCUCCCUUGUGUCUUUGAGGGGGAAAAAAGACUUUAAACUACUUAGUUAUCCACUCUACAUUACCCUUUCAUCAGGCAAGUAAACUGGAUGAUAAUUGAAUGAAAGAGGUAAAUAGUUUAAUAAGGAAUGUGAUUAGAGCUCUUCUGUUGACAGGAGCUGAGAGUUAUUGAUUACACGGUGUUCAAGUGUAGCCUUUGGCAUCUCAUCAUCUUCAACAUUCAGAAUGGACCUUACCCAGAAAUGGGGGAACCAAGUAAAUUUAUUUAAUAGGAUUAACCAGUAUUUCUACAAAAAAUUGAAUGAACUCAGCUUUUUUUAUAUGCCCAGAAUUCCAUCUUCUUCCACUGUACUGUGCACCUCCUGUGUGUCAUUUGGCCUCUGUGUCCCUUGAUGCUGUAGCUCAUUGCCUGUAUGCCAUGUGAGACUGUCAGGGUAUGCCCUAUCUAUUUAUCCAAAUUAUCCAAAGCCUGUCUUUCCAUAUUCCUUGUGCUGUUAGAAGUGUAGGGAAGGCCAGAAUGGGAGAAAUGACACACAGGCUUUGUAAGGGACACACACUGGGUAUCUGGGACAUUUUCCCAUAGAUCCUACAGAUUCCUUAGGAGACCCUUUUUCAGUGUGCUGUAGCAGCACACUACACAUACAAAUCCCAAGAGUUGCCAGAGCUCUGCUUGAGUAGCAGAAUAGAUCAUGGGCUUUGCACACUUCUUAUAACUUUUGCUUAACUUGGAAGGAGGAAAGAAAUUUUGGUGAGUUCCUUGCCUUCCUGGGACUUGCCAAUAGGGCCUGACCUCACUAAAAUAGAAGGGGUCUGUGUGGAUAGCAGUGGUUAUGAAUUGCAAUACAGACGGCUGACAAAAACCCACCUUUGUUUUUAUUUAAUCCUAAUAUUGAAAAAUAGAUUAGAAAAAAAGAAGCUGUAGUGUUGAGAAGCCUAGGUUUAGUAUAACAUCUGCUGAUGAUAUCAAUCAAGCCAAGGAUGAUCAGAGUUGUAGAAGUCUUACAGAACUUCAGGGCUAUACAGCAGUAAGUUUGCAGCAGGUCAGUGCUAAAGUGGGAAGAAAAGGAGAUGCUUCCCUUCAUACUCUGACAGGAGUAAAGCAACAAAGCAUAAGCUUUAUUGCUGCUCUAUUUAUAUGUGGUGGAACAAAACUGCAUAAACAAAUUUCAUACUCAAUUAAAAUCUGAGAGGCAAAUAGCAUUAUGGGGAUCAGUAUUUACCACCAGACACCAACCCCCCAAAAAAUGGGGAAAAAUCCAAGAAAAAAAAUUAAGUUAAAUGACAGUAGCAUCUUUUAAAAUUAUUUAGGUUUUUUUUCAAGAUCCUGCAUUUCUUUCACUGUGGGCUUCCAAGGUGAGUUUACAUUUUUUAAAGAAUCUCUACUGGUAUCCACUGGCACCAAUAUGUGUUUUUCAUUUUCUUCAGUGCACUUUAAAAGGGAAGUUUACUGGAAGGAAAAAUGUGCCAUUUUGAAAGUGUCUGAUAUGCGUUAAUUUGUACCAUCCUCAUUUGUAGGCCUCUCCUCAGAGUCAAGAUGUAGCUAUUUUGGAGAAUGAGAAUGUGGGGAGAGUUUCAGUGUGUUCUGAGUAAAUCAGACUCUGAAAGUAAAUUUUUGCCACAUCCCAGGCAAGUGAGAGUAGUGCGAAGUACAGAGCACCCUGUAAAGAUCUCUCUUUGCUAAUGUUAUAUUCUGUGUUAACUGGAGGGAAUGAAAAAUGCAAUUGUUGUAAAAUUGAUAGAAUUUACAAAAUAUAAUUUGUUUUCACAUGAGUUAGAAAUUGGUAGGUAUUUAUUUCAGAAUUAAAUAGCAUUGUCUUCUAGUCCAUAAGUUAUUGCAUCUAAAGGUAUCUCUUAGAUUUUCUCAUGCUUUUUGUAUUAUUCCGCUGGAAAGGAUUUCAAAGAAAGCCAGUUAAUAUCCAUUGCAGUUCACUAUAUUUUUGGUCAUAGUUCUAGUUUCAUUUUCUUGUGCAAGAGGAAUGGAGAGCAUGAUGGCUUUUUCAAAAUAAAAAUAACACUGGCAAAACAAAAGCCUUGGUGAUUCCCUUUUUUAGAAAACCCUCCAAACUCCCAUCAAUUUUUGAAUGGUUUUAAAAAAAAUAGUGUAGUUCUAGCAUUUAAAAAUACUAAUGCUGUUGCAGCAUAUAUAUAUAUAUAUAUAUAUUCCUUCCUUGAAAUAAUAUGAUUUCCCUGAAUUUUAAGGAAGCAGAGUCAAGAUGCACUUGCUAAUAGUUCUAUAUUGAAAGAGUACCUUUCUGGAUGGAAAACACCAUGUGAGGUAGGUGUUUUUUUUAUCACUAUCUUCAUAUACCUGUUUUCAAGAAAAAGAUCUGGAGGAAGAGUGUGAUAUUACUGAAUUAAUCUUCAAGUAGCAUGAAAUCUGGGUUAUUUCCUGCUGGUCAUCUUGCUGUUGGGUCAACAUUUGCUUAGUGUUUUUGUGAGUGCAGGAUCCAGGUUGCUGUUAACUGACAGCAGUCUGUGAAUGAUCUAAUGACAUAAAGAAACACUAAAGGAAACCAUUGAUUGUGAAUAUGUUUUCAUCCUUGGAAAAUACUUAAUUGGAGUUUGGUAGAAGAAGCAGAUGACAGUAUGAAACACUCAGUUCUACUUCUGAGCUUAAUACAUUGAAAAAAUUAGUUGAGUACUGCUUUGUCUUGCAUCAUCAUAUUGUGCUGGUGGCUUAUCUCCAUGGUAAGUAAAACUGCUAUAAGGAUGGAGGUCUCAGAAAUAAAGAAUGUCUACAAGUACUUCUUCAAAGUUUUCUUGAAAUAUGAGCUAUCUAACCUUAUUACUAAGAGUAAUGUCACAGUAUGCUUUGUAUUUGCGAGCUUGAAAAUCUCCUUUUCUGUUAGGAUGUGCCAGGUUGUCAAUGAACCUUUCAUAAGUAGAUGAUUCUGUAUGUACAUGUAUUUCAUUUUUUUGUUAAUUUGUGGCAACAUUCUCUAUCACCAGAGGAGUGGUGGAGAUUUGAGGUGUUUCAGAUAACCAGAGCUCCUGAGCAAUCACUUUAAAAUAUUUGUUUCAUAGAUACAUGCCUUUGCAAAUCAAUACCAGCAGUGCUUUUGUGGUAAAAAAUAAUCCACCUGUGAAAAAUUCUGGUCUUGAAUACUUAACCCACGUUUGAAGGGCUGAUGAAGCACAUUGGGCAAGGCAGGACUCAGGGCAUGUUUAUUCUUAGAGGCUUCUGAAUUGGAGCAGGCUUAUGUUCUGCCAUCUUCUGGAGCAGUCUGCCCCAGAGAGGCUACAAGCAGAAUCCAUGAGCUUUUUGCAAGCUUUUUUUGAGACUACACCAUAAGUGUACGUUAUUGCUGAAUGUAGCACUCUCACCUUCUUCUUUAUUGCCUUGCUUUGUGUGUGGGGAAGAAUUUCAGUGUUUGUGGGGAAGCAGGCUGAAAGAACUUGUCCGGCUAAACUCCCAAUUUUGUCUUGUUUCCUUUUGGCUGGUUGGUAGUAGUGGGGUCUGUCUGAUCUGACUCCCAUCUCAGUUCUGGUACAAAGGAGGGUGUGGGGAGCCUCGAUUGAUGCUUUGAGCUGGGUUAAUGAUGGUGUGAAACCACAGCCUGAGGAUUCUCCCCUUUCCUCCACUGUCAUUAAAACAGAGGCUCUCUCAGGCUGUCUCAAACCUCCUGUGCCCCUGUGGUCAUUUUUCCUCCACAGAGGUGAUUUUGUGUAUUAUAUCAAUGACAAGUCAUGGACUAAAAAAAAACCAACAAAAAAAGAGGCCAGAAUUUUUGAAAGACACAAAUCAAUGAAGUUAUUUGAAGAGAGAGAAAAGGAGAGAAGGGAAAACAUGAGUAUGGAUGAAAAAAUUAAUUUCUUGCUACCAAGCAGUUAUUUUAAGAUAUGUCCUAUUAGAGGUACUAGAACUGCAUCUGGCAGGAAACAGCCUAGAAAUAAUUAUUCCUUCAUUAUAAGUAUAAUGAGAAAGUAUUAAAGAAAAGUGUCUAAUGUGCUAUUAUAAACAUUUGUGUUCCAUUGAAGCUGUUUGCAAAAAUGGUAUUUUCUUUGUCCGCCAGGAAGAAUUAGGAGACAGAAUAGGAAAGGGAAAAGAAUGAGUUUUAUUAAGUUUUACUGCUUCCCUUUGUUUUAGAACAUUUCUCAACCAAAAAUGUAAACAGUAACAUUAAAAAAAAAUAAUCUUUCUGGUGCUCUGUAUAUUUAAUUUUCAGUAAUGAAGCACUUUGGAAUGUUUAGCAUUUAACUUGCUUUAUGUUUAAGAGACUAAAUAGAAAGCAUGCUGUCUCUGAUUUAAUUCAGUUAUCAAAGGGGAUGUGGGUGAAGAAAACAGCUUUCAUCACAGUACCAACCAGGUUUUUUUUAAAGUAUCAUGCUUUCCUACUAAAUCUGAAGACUUCAUUCUUGUACCUGAAUUCACGGGAGCUGUUUGGUGCUGAGCGCUUCUGAUAAUCCAGUCAGUGCUACAGCGUGUGGGCUGCACCUGCAUUUAGAGUUGCCAUGUCUGAAAAUGUACAUUCACAAGCUGGCACUUGCAGAGCAUGGAUCCACAAAAGGCAAAGGUGUGUGUGUGUGUGUACCCACAGUGGGUGCAUGAGGGCUGUUGUGCUGCUCGUGUGGGAGAAGAUGGGAGUCUAUGGUCAGAAAGAAAGGGUAAGGAGAGUGUGGCUGCCUCGCUCAGAGGCUGAGCAGAGCUUAUAUUGGAUUAAGCCACUUAUGAAAAUGCCCCCUAAGCCCCUUUUCCAAAUAGGCAGUGUAGGAGCAAGCUGAGUGCAAUGUGGAAUUCAGCUCCAACUGCAAAUCCUGCCCGAGGAUCAGCACAGUUAAUCUCCCCUGAGGGUUCUGGUGCUGUGGCUAGAAGACUGAAAAGAUGUGAGGCAGCUCCUGCUGCCGGCUGGGAUGCCCUCAUGUUGCUGUGCAUCCAAGCUGUCCUGUAGUGCAACAGGGUCUUUGGAGUAGUGGGAGGGGGAUGGAAAAUGCUUUUUUGGAGUACAAAAUAGGGCAGAGUGAAAACUUCCUUCAGGUCAGCACUGCUCAUGUGCACUGCAACAGCGCACAGAAGGUCCCAGAGGAGCACCAAGGUGUACUGCACCUUGUCUGCUCCUUGCCUAUCUGCUAAAUGCUCUGAAAUGAAGAGUGGUGGGAGUGACAAAUACAGGUCUGGUAAUGAAACAGAAGAUGCUUAGUGCUGCUGCCAGGUAAGUACCCACAGGCUCCUGCCAGCAGCUUGUGGGCCUUCCCAGAGACAGAACUGCAGCGCUGACUUUUUGUAGGUCUAAUUAUUAUGCCCCCACCAUCUCUCUUGUAACUUAAACACUGGAAAAAGGGGGUUCUCUUUGAUGCUCUAUUUUGUUGCAUAAUUAUGCACAUUUCUCCAUUUUGUUGUGUAAUUAUUAAGAAGAAAAUCAAGCUGAAUUUUUCUCAUUUUUAAACUUUUUUGUUUUAAAGAGGCUUCCUCACCUGCAGACAUGGAAAUCAUAAGCUCCAUUGCAAACUUCAGGAAGGUAGGAAACACUUCUAUGCAAACUUCUGUCUAUGAUUAUCUCACAAAGAUAGCUUUUGUUUUCAAAUAAAAUCACUAAUUUGGAGGAUAUUUAGUUAAAUCUUUAAACAUUUUAUAUGCAAAAAUAUUUUCUCUGUACUGAAAAUGUGAAAUUUUUUUGUAGACAUUUCACUUAGGAAGGUAAGGUGAAAUGUAUAUGGAUUUUCUGUUAAGCUAAAUCAGAUGCUUAGCUGUGGGAUAUUCAAUAGCCAUUUAAUAAAUACAUGGAUUAUAUUUUUUCUCUUUGGACAAUGUGGAGACAAUAUAUAAAUAGAAGGUGGGAAGAUUCUGUGGAGAUGUUUUUAAGUGCUACUUCUCGCUUCUUCUGUGGGUAUCAUAUACAUAAAUAUAGUGAAAUCAGAUAAGAAAAGAUACGCGAGUGAAAAAAAGGCUUUCUUUGAUCUUCACAUUCUCAGUUGAUCUUACUAAAUAUGCAAUUAACCAGCUUCCCUGUACACUUCCAUGAUUUCUUUCUGCUAUGCCAUGCGCGAACUGUGGAAGACCUAGGAAUUUUUAGGUCCAGUAUAUCAAUCCAGUUAAGAGGGCACUCAGUGCUGGCCUUGCUGAGUUUGGAGCAUGUUUCUGUAAGUGGUGGAGCAAUCUGUUCAGCAGGACAAGGUAUCCCAGUUCUGGAUAAGAACAGCUGAGGCAUUUUCCUGAGGUAAGAUGCUAGAGUUGAAUUAGGUUUAAGGGCUUCUCAUUAGCUGUCUUAAACUUCCAAAAUGAACAAUCUAAACCAAUCUUUGGCAUGUUCUGCUACUUUUGCGCAUUUUUGAUUUGUUGAGGUUCUGUCCCUGACUUUGCUCCCUUGCUUGUGUGGCUGAGGUGAGGAGCAGCAGUUUCUGGGAUGGUGUGGGAUUACCACGCCUUCCCUUUGGCCACAGGCUGUCUAUGCAUCACAUCUCCACCCCCAGGAGGACAGCAGAAUUGGGGCAGGGACAGGGUGCAUCCAUGCCAGGGGCAGAUAAACCCUGGCAGUCAAGCAGAAGGCACAGUGUUAGCAGGGCUGGAGUCCUAAGGAAUGGUGUGUAAGGAUUUAGGGGUGGGCUUCAAGAUUCAGUGCUAGUGAAGUGGCAUAAACCAAGUUUGGCUGCUUGAGAUACAGGUCAGUUGUAGAACAGAGAAAAGUUUUCAGGUUUCUUAUUUUCUGGAUGACUAACUUGUGCUCUGUGCUGCAUCACUAGCAGGCAUCCAGAGCAGAGACAGUGGGUUAAAAGUCCAUCUGCAAACACAGUAUUGACUUGCUGGUAGUAAGUAAAUAAGGCACCUAGAAGUUUCCCUGGGUAACUUUUUCUCACCUUUAUCUACCACCCUUGCAAUCUGCCAGUCCUUAUAUUCCAAACUGCUGGGGCACUUUAAUGAGCUGUUAAAAUCAGUCUAUCUAACAAAUGAUGGAGAGCAUCCUUUCUCCCACUCUUUCUACUCACAAAUUCACAGCUGAGGGGCGGACUGGGAGAUACCAACUUCUGUGCUAAUUCGAAGUUUAAGACCUGUGUAUCAGGACCCCCCCCCCAAAAAAAAAGUAUUUAUAUGUGAUGUGUAGCUGCUGCUAUAUGUCAUAUAUAUUGUGUCAUUUUAACUUGAAAAUGAAAAGAAGUUAAAUAAAAAAUGUGAUAUUUACUGAUAUUUUGUUUUACUGUAAGCUUUUCUUUUCCUGAGAAGCCCUGUCUCUUGCAACCAAAACAUCUGGGUUUAGGCUUAGACAUUGCAAGGAAGACUCCCAGUGAAAUAUAUGAAGCUUUUGGAAGUACUUUUAUAUAUUUUUUUUGUAAAAGUACUGGCAUGCAGAAAAUACACUUAAAGCAAACACAGUAAAAAUGCUUUUUAAACACCCCCUGUAGGAAAGUUCUAUCUUCUCUGUCGAUAACUUACUACUUCUGCAAUAUGUGGCUGACCUGGAUGCAUGUUGCAAGAGUUCCUGUGCCAUUCCAAAUUCUGAUGUUUAUCCCUUUGUAUUGGCUCAUACAUGGGGAAAAACUGAAAGGAAAUCAAAGCAAGGGAAGCCUUUUGUUGAAUUCUUUUACUAUUCUUGGUGCACAUUUUAGUUGCAUGGAACAAUGUGGCUGGAAGAUUUGAAGAAUCAGAGGUUAACUAAAUUAUUUGAAUGAUAUGUUCAAUGCUGGUCACCUGACUAUACUAACAAACUUAAAAGGUGGUUUGAUAGCUGUCAACUUGUUUUGCUAUUGUGCAGCUUAACUGUUACCUUCCUGUAUUAUGAACAUCUAUGUAUUUGGAAAAUAAAUCCAUCUUGCAAGAAAGAUUGUGCAAAAAAAAUUGUUCCUAUUAUACUCCAGUGUAUUGCUGAUGUCAAAUAAAAUACAAUUGUGAGAGUUCUUAAA
Molecule: messenger RNA, 13246 nt
Organism: Zonotrichia leucophrys gambelii
Lineage: Eukaryota; Metazoa; Chordata; Aves; Passeriformes; Passerellidae
Gene: GABRA4
Product: gamma-aminobutyric acid type A receptor subunit alpha4
Exons: 9
Coding region: 166-1830 (554 amino acids)
Biological process (GO): regulation of postsynaptic membrane potential; synaptic transmission, GABAergic; signal transduction
Cellular component (GO): dendrite membrane; neuron projection; GABA-A receptor complex
Molecular function (GO): GABA-A receptor activity; inhibitory extracellular ligand-gated monoatomic ion channel activity; benzodiazepine receptor activity
Source: RefSeq, a predicted model, not a curated record